Messenger RNA from Nylanderia fulva, 827 nucleotides. Lineage: Eukaryota; Metazoa; Arthropoda; Insecta; Hymenoptera; Formicidae. The record is from RefSeq and is a predicted model, not a curated record.
ACUCAGAUACUGAUAAAUCUUAUGAAUCGAUAUCUGAUGAAGAUAGCAACACAUACCCUACAUUACCACUUUCUGGCAAGAGACACGAUAAUGAUCGCUCUCCAAUGGAAAGUCAAAAUAUUACUAAUCAUAACUUCAAGCAAACUACAGAUAGCGUUCACGUAAAUGCUGAAUUUUCAGAAUUCAGAAAACAACUUCUUAAAGAAGUUCAUCUGAUUAAUCUUAAAUUAAAUGAUCUUAUGGAUAACGUGAAUAUACUUGUAAAAAAAGCCCGAUAUGCUGAUGAGCCAGAACUAAAUGAUGACACUAAUACGGCUGUUAUGACUUUAAUACAAUCGUUUCCAGUCGUUACAGAGCAGGAAUUAAUGUCGAUGGAAGAAUGGCUAUCGAGUUCAGCUGAUAACAUACAUGCACUGAGUCAUCAACUGCGUUUAAUUGGAGGCACAGAUCUUCCCCAUGUAAUCAAAGCCAUUAUGUCGAGAGCAAUUUCAAAUGAAGUUGGAAUGCUAUAUUCCUGGGAGGGAGCUCGGCAAAAAAAAGCUUUUAAAUCGCUAAAGUUCGUCCAAGUGAUCAUUGGUGUUGUUCGACUGAACUCCAAGACAAAAUCUGCAACAGAAUCGGAUAUCAUAGAAGUAAUAAAAAAUUGGCUAGUUAGAAGUAAAGAACGCAGUAACAAGUUUCAAUCAAAAAAGAAAACGGAAAACACUGUGUGUCAAACAGAUUCCGUUUGUGAAACAGGCUCUGCUUGUGAAACAGGCUCCGUUUGUGAAACAGGCUCCGUUUCUGAGAAAGACCUUAUUCAAGAUUAAGAUAAUUAUAUGUAUAAC